Anguilla anguilla (European eel) is the source of this 3150-nucleotide messenger RNA. It is a transcript of the gene nop14, whose product is annotated as NOP14 nucleolar protein homolog (yeast). The transcript has 19 exons. Gene Ontology annotation, cellular component: Noc4p-Nop14p complex; small-subunit processome; nucleolus. Gene Ontology annotation, biological process: maturation of SSU-rRNA. Bases 171 to 2759 code for a protein of 862 amino acids. The record is from RefSeq and is a predicted model, not a curated record. NCBI's taxonomy places the organism in Eukaryota, Metazoa, Chordata, Actinopteri, Anguilliformes, Anguillidae.
GUCCUUUAACAUGUUGGUUUACAGUGGAAGAAAACGUGCGCCUCGAUUGGAUUAGCUAGUUGUUACAAUUUAUACAAUAUUAGUUAAUUAAUAAAGACGAUUUAAGAUUUCACCGGCAGUAUAGUAGCUACGUUUCUUUUACCGCUUUAUAUCCAUGUAAGAAUUUCCAGAUGGGUAAACCCCAGAAGAAGAAGAGUCUUGCGGAUAAAGUCCGCCGGACAAAAACCACCACAGAGAUAAAGAAUAACCCAUUCGAGGUGAAGAUCAAUAGGAAGAAGUUUGAAGUGCUUGGGCGAAAGACAAAACACGAUGUCGGCCUCCCAGGUGUAUCCAGAUCGAAAGCUAUUCAGAAGCGCAAAGACACGCUACUAAAGGAGUACAAACAGAAGGACAAGUCAAAUAAGUUCAUUGACAGGAGGUUUGGAGAAUAUGACACAAAAAUGGCCCCAGAAGACAAAAUCUUGAAAAGGUUUGCUCUGGAGAGACAGCGCACAAAUGGGAAGAAGGACAUUUACAACUUGAAUGAGGAGGAGGAGCUGACCCAUUAUGGCCAAUCCCUUUCAGAAAUUGAGAAGUUCAAUGAUGCUCUUGACAGUGACAGUGAUUCGGAGGAGAAAGGCCUGCUUUCUGCGGAGCUCACGGCCUCGCACUUUGGCGGGGGAGGUGGAUUGCUCCGGAAGAAGACAGCAGGGGAAAAGGGGAGUGAGGAUGGCCAAAAGCCAAAAUCCCGACAGGAACUUAUUGAGGAAUUGAUCAUCAAGUCCAAACAGGAGAAGAGAGAGCGCCAGAACCAGAAAGAAGAGGCCCAGGAGCUGACUGAGAAACUGGACCAAGACUGGAAGUCCAUCCAGCUUCUUUUGUCCAAAAAGCCCCCUAAAUCUGAAGCCAAGGAAGAUGAAAAUAAGCCAAAGCUGGAGGAAUAUGAUAUGAUGGUGCGGGAGCUGGGCUUCGACAUGAAGGCUCAGCCCUCUGAGAAAAUGAAGACUCCAGAGGAGGUGGCACGGGAGGAGAAGGAGCGGCUUCACAAGCUGGAGGCUGACCGACUGCGCAGAAUGCAGGGUGACGUGGAGGAGAGCAAGAGCAAAAAGCAGGUUCACUGGUCCGCUGAUGACCUGAACGACGGCUUCAUCCUCGACAAAGAAGACAAGCGCGCACUCUCCUAUCAGGAUGGGAAAUGGAAUAUAGAAGAGGAGUUAGAGAAAGAGGGCGAGGAAGGUGAUGAUGAUGAUGGUGAUGAUGAGGAAGAGGAGGGAGAGAGUGGCCAGGAGGAAGAAUCUCAGUCGGAUGCAGAGAGUGAGGACGAGAAUGACGGCAGCGAUGAGGAGGAGGAGGACAGCCACUCUGACCUGGACUCAGAGCAGGACAGUGAGGGAGAAGAGGAGCUGACACCCAAACCCUCCAGCUCCGUGAGCGAAGAAGAGCGACUGGCCCAACAGGACGCUGCUAAAGCAGAGCUUCCGUACACCUUCACAGCUCCAGAGAGUUACAGUGACUUGAAAUCUGUAAUCCACGGACAUACUCCUGAGAAACAGUGCCUCAUUGUGGAGAGAAUACAGAAGUGCAAUCACCCGAGUCUAGCUGUGGGCAACAAGCUCAAACUGCAGAAAUUAUUUGGCUUCCUUCUGGAAUACCUUGGAGAGCUGGCCACGCGGAGUCCUCCUGAACUUGGCACAAUAAACAAGCUCAUCCCGCAGUUGUAUGGCCUCUGUCAGUUGUUCCCAGAUGCUGCCUGCAAGGCCAUGCAGACCGUACUCAGUGACAGUGCUCACGAAAUGGAGGAAGCUAUAGAGGUCAAAGGUCGAGCAUCUUUCCCAGGCCUAGAUAUGCUCAUUUACCUGAAGAUUACAGCCCUUCUGUUUCCUACUUCUGAUUUCCGACACCCUGUUGUCACCCCAGCCUUAAUGUAUAUAAGCCAGGCUCUCACUAAGUGUCCUGUAACCACGCUGGAGGAAGUGACUUCAGGAUUGAUUUUGUGUUGCCUGGCGCUGGAGUAUGUUACUCUCUCUCAGCGGUUCGUCCCUGAGCUCAUCAACUUCCUCUUGGGUAUCCUCCACCUGGCUGUUCCUGUGAAGCAGUCACUAGGUUACACUGUCGUGCCUCCUUUCAGACCUGUGGGGAAGAACUGUGAUCUGCUGGUGAUUCGUAGUGCUGAGGGGGCGGAGUCAUGGAGCAGGAAGACUCUGCCAUUGUCCGGAGUCCAGGGCCUCAGUUUUCUGAGUGAGGUUGAGAGGGACCAUUACAGGUUGUCGUUGUUGGCUACCUGCCUGGACCUGGUGAAAAGAUCUGUGUUGCUUUAUAAAUCACUUUCUUCCUUCAACCAUAUAUUUCAACCUAUCAGAAUCCUGCUCACUAAACAUCUACCUGUGGAAAGCUGCUCUACUCACAUAAAGGACCUUCACCAGGAAGUACUGGUGUCUGUAUCGGGUGCCCCAACACUGCAGCCUCCACUGGUGUUUGAUAAAAAGAAGCCCAUUCCUUUAAAGUUGUUUACGCCCAAAAUUGUCGAAGUGCUGGACUACGGGAAGAAGCGAGGAAGCUCCAAGCAGGAACGAGAGCGAGAGAGGCUGAAGCACAAAUACAAGAAGGAGUUCAAAGGCGCUCUUCGGGAGAUUCGCAAGGACACCAAGUUCCUGGCCAGGGAGAAGCUCACGGAAAUCAUGAGCAGGGACUUGGAGAGAAAGAGGAAGGUGAAGGAGCUCUUUGGCAGCCUGGCCACACAGGAGGGAGAGUGGAAAGCCAUGAAACGGAGGAAGAAGUGAGCAGAUUUCACGGAGGUGCAAAUUGGAUCUCUCUCUCCAAGGACAAGUCCAGCAGCUAUAGGGCCAGGAUAGCUGAGAAUCGGUCAUACUGUGCUUUAUGGCUCUCAGGCCUCAAAUUGAAUUCUAAGAAAAUAAGAUCAGCGGCCAAAAUGUUAAAUGUAAAUCAUUUGUAUAAACCCAGAACUGGAGCUGUUUCAAGUUUUUUCCAGUUUGUUGUGACACACCUCAAAAUGAGACAUUGCUGUUUAUGGAUUUUUUUAAUGUGCAUGAAUUCAGAUGUUUAUGUUUUUGGAACAGUAAUAGCAGCAUUUGACCAUGUUAUUGCUUUAGGCUGUGUGUAAAAUCUGUCUGAACUGAAGGUCAUGUUUGAUUAAAAAACCAUGUACAGUGA